GGGCGGAGGCCCGGCUACAAAACGCCGCGCCCGGCGCCCGCUGUCCCCGCCCACCCCACCUUCUCCGUGCCGAGGGGCGCGCGAGGAACGGACAGGCGCGCGGGGUCCCCCUGGCAGGUCCUGCCCCGCCGGCGCGAACAUGUUGGACGGCCUGAAGAUGGACGAGAACUUCCCCAGCGCCCUGGACCCCGCGGCCUCCUUCUCCUCCCUGCUGGGCGGCGCCGGGGGUCCCAAGUCGGUGUGCCAAGGCUGCGAGCGCGUCAUCUCCGACCGGUUCCUUCUGCGACUCAACGACAGCUUUUGGCACGAGCAGUGCGUGCAAUGCGCCUCCUGCAAGGAGCCCCUGCAGACCACCUGCUUCUACCGCGACAAGAAGGUCUAUUGCAAGUACGACUAUGAAAAGCUCUUCGCGGUCAAGUGCGGCGGCUGCUUCGAGGCCAUCGCGCCCAGCGAGCUCGUCAUGCGCGCCCAGAAGAGCGUCUACCACCUGGGCUGCUUCUGCUGCUGCGUGUGCGAGCGGCAACUGCGCAAGGGGGACGAGUUCGUGCUCAAGGAGGGGCAGCUGCUGUGCAGGGGCGACUACGAGAAGGAGCGCGAGCUGCUCAGCCUGGCCAGCCCCGCCGCCUCCGACUCGGGUGA
Sorex fumeus (smoky shrew) is the source of this 639-nucleotide messenger RNA. RefSeq names its product LIM homeobox transcription factor 1-alpha-like. Gene Ontology annotation, cellular component: nucleus. The record is from RefSeq and is a predicted model, not a curated record. Gene Ontology annotation, biological process: regulation of transcription by RNA polymerase II; neuron differentiation. The annotation marks the transcript as partial. Gene Ontology annotation, molecular function: DNA-binding transcription factor activity, RNA polymerase II-specific; RNA polymerase II transcription regulatory region sequence-specific DNA binding. Lineage: Eukaryota; Metazoa; Chordata; Mammalia; Eulipotyphla; Soricidae. The transcript is spliced from 3 exons.